AUGGCUCAAGGAUCGAGACGAUACAGGCUAUGGAUGGGAGGAGGACAAAGCGCGACGGAGAAGAGGGUGGACCACCUGGCCAGCCGGGGGCCUGUGGUGACGCUAGCGGACGGCAACUUCACCCGUUACACGGGCGGCAAGUCGAGGCCGUACAGCGUCGUCGUGCUCUUCACCGCUCUGGGGUCCCAGUACAAGUGCACCGCGUGCAGGACGGUGGAAGAACCGUACGUCAAGGUGGCGGAAGCCUACUCGCGGCAGUACGACAUCCGAGAGGCCGAGCACAAGGUCGUCUUCGCGAGGAUAGACAUUGGGAAUGGAGGAGUAAGAGGGAUAAGGUUAUUCCUCGUUGUUCGGAGUUGUUUGUGGCGGGGGUCGGCGGAGGGCGGUCGGGCGGUGCUCCUUCGAGGGGACGGAGCCCCUACCAUUAUAGGCAAAGCGCGAGCUAAAGGAGGGGUUGUGAUCGUUGCUGACUCGUCGGGGCUGCUGCCGGCCGCGUUGCUCCUCGGCGCUAUCCUAGGAGUCGCCGCACACUUCCUCGCGGACGUGCCGUCGAGGGUGAUGACAACGGUGCGGCACAAGGGGCUCUGGUUCACGGUGUCCCUGGGGUGCUACAUGACCGGCGUCGGGGGCAUGAUCUACUGCAUCAUCCGCAACCCUAAGACACACGGCUACCACCAGGACGGGGCAACGGCGAUGAUGAGCGCGGGGGGGAGAGACCAGUUCUGGUACGAGGGUAUGGUGGUGGCGGUCUUGUACCUCUUCAUGUCCGCGGCCAUCCUAGGCGUGUACUACGCAGCGAGUUGGAAAAGGGUUCCCUCCCCUUUGCGGACGGCUGCGGUUCUCGCGUGCAUCACCGUCCUGUGCUACGUGGUCUCGGUGUACAUGGCGCUCUACGCCAAGAAGACGCCGUGGUACAACUUGAAAGAGAUGAUUCCCCCCGUGAUAUCGGAGUUCCACAAGGGGCCGUUGAAGCGGAAGCACGGACUCCUGAGGCGCCUGGUGCGUCUGUCUUACCUCUGGCUGGACGACUACACGGGAUUCUGGACGUUCUGCACGAAGCUGAAGAUGCUCCUGUGGGACUACCUGGUUCGGAGGCUGGACACGGCUCUACGGGCGUGGAUGCCGUCGUCCUGAUGCUUGAUGGGAGGGCGAUUUGUGUGUGUAUGUAAGUAGUGAAGAGGAUUUAAAGUGGCGUUACAAUAUCCCUAUCGCGGGGUGUCGAACGUAGUUAGUGGCUGACGUCAUCAUUGUGAUCGGUGUGCCCCUGGGAGGUUCGGACACCAAUGGUUUGUGUGGACCUUGUCCGCUCACGCGGCAAGGGAGCAUUGGUUUCACAAAAGUGUCUUGAUCCAUAAGGGAGGAUAGGUUUAUGUAUACGGCGCGAGUGAG
This is a messenger RNA of Ectocarpus siliculosus, 1389 nucleotides long. The record is from the annotation of a GenBank genome assembly. Lineage: Eukaryota; Phaeophyceae; Ectocarpales; Ectocarpaceae.